UCUCACAAUAUUCCUUGCCUUUGAUAAUUCAGUCCCACUCGGUGACAGAGAACGAAAGCACAGCAUCACAUUACACCGUCCACACUCCACUGUCUCCACAGUUCGACGCAAAGAGGGGUCAAACUGUCCGAUCAGAACACCAGGCAAACGAACAUGUCUGGGGAGAACGCUUACCACAUAAAUCUGGUGGAGGAAAACGCUGACCAAGAUGGCUCCGACGAAGGUGACUUGACAUUAAUGCCAUGGUGCUAUCAUAAUCUCUUCACCAUCAUCAGUAUCGUGGCAGUUCUGUGGGUUAUCCACAGACUUGUACUCGGAACACAGCCCAAGUGGUUCGCGUAUAUGAUGUACCUGUAUACGAAGUACGAGUUUGUCCAGUUUGAGGAGGUGAAGAAGGACCAUUUCGCCAGCCUUUCCUCCGUCGUCUCCCACGACCCGGAGCUCCGCAAAAAGAAGGAGAUCAGGAUUCUUGAAAUCGGCGUCGGAACUGGUGUCAACUUUGCUCACUAUCCCGAGGGCACGCACUUGGUGGGAGUGGACCGAAACCUGCAUUUCAAGUCUUAUUGGGAGGAGAAUAGGAAGCAGUUCCCCAACAUUUAUUCUGGAGAGAUGCUGACGACUUCAGCCGAGAACAUAGAGGCGGUAGCAGACAACAGUGUGGACGUCGUGGUGAUAACGCUGGUGCUCUGCAGUGUUCCCAAAAUAGACCCAAUCCUCAAGGAGGUACUUCGUGUCCUGGCGCCCGGCGGCAAAUUCUACUUCAUGGAACAUAUUGCGGAGUUUGACCCAGAAAAGCAUGGUCUGAGGAAGAUGAUGCAGGAUGUAUUAACUUACCUGUAUGUGUGGCCUUUCAUCUACGACGGCUGCUGCCUCAACCGCGACAUGUUACCCAACAUUAAGAAAGCUGGUUUCUCCUCCGUUGAGGCCGAGAAGUACUACGCUCCAGUACCUAACAUCAUCUUCGAUGUCGAGCGUCCAAAUCUGAAAGGAAUUGCUACGAAAUAGAAGUGUUACCCAGUAUGGUUGUCUCAUUUUUUUUAUACCUAUAUCUUUACAUCACGUAGAGGAAGGAAACUGAUUUUCUACUAGCAUAUUACUUUGAGGUUCUUAAAACGAAGACAAAACAAUUCAGGUUGCAACUUAUGAAAUUUGAGUUAGAAAAAGUUACAUUGAUACAAUAUGCUCCUCGAGAUCUGUUAUUAGUGACAUUUGUUUUAUAUACUGUGUAGGUCUUAAGGUAAUGGUAAUAAAGUGAAUAUAACGACAACCUUUCCUAGAACAUUAGUUUUACUUUUGAUUUGCUAAAUGUUAUGUAUUUCCCAUUUCUUUUCUUAUGUGAAUAUUUUGACACGCCUGAAGAGAACAUAAAAUUGUCUCUUAAGUGAUGAUCAAGCCACAGGCAAACAUAUUUGUAUACAAAUGCUGCACCAUUAUCAGUCAGGAGUUUAAACUCAACAUCCCAUGUUUCAUGAAUAGUUUUAAGUUAGCGUAUUAAACUCUAAAGUCAGGCACGCAUAAUUAUAACGCAGAUAUGAUUAUUGUUACAUCAGCACUAUAAUGUUUAAAAAUGUUAAUCCAAGCAUAAACUACUGUAGUUUGUCUUAUCAUUAUUGUCUAUACUCUAGGCCUAUAUUUAUAGAGUACGAGGAAAAUAGUUAAUGCAGCACAGAAAUACAUAAUGCUUUAAUGCUUAUGGUAUUUGUAUCAAAUUUUAUGCAUUAUUGUUUAGUAUAGAAACUAACCUUGUGUUAUGUGUUUAAAGGCCUUAACCAUUGAAUCACGUUAAUUCGUUAUAAAAACAAGUUACGUGUUCUGAAUAUAGGUAUUAACAAUAAAAAGAGAAAUACC
Messenger RNA from Homarus americanus (American lobster), 1848 nucleotides. Its product is annotated as methyltransferase-like protein 7A. Lineage: Eukaryota; Metazoa; Arthropoda; Malacostraca; Decapoda; Nephropidae. The record is from RefSeq and is a predicted model, not a curated record. The coding region runs from base 154 to 1005 and encodes 283 amino acids. The transcript has 5 exons. Gene Ontology annotation, molecular function: S-adenosylmethionine-dependent methyltransferase activity.